GCCCGGAAAAAGAGAAAAGUGAAAGGGAGGCAGACGUGCUAUAACUACACAGUUCCCGUGAAAGUUGGAACAACUGUUGCAGGGAGUCUGGCUGAUGGUACUGGAAGCAAGUUUACAAAAUGGGCAUGUUCAUUAAAAUCUUGAUUGCGAGCAUUUGUGUGGCUUACUUAGCUGUCAAGUGGACUGGGCCAACAUUUGAUCCAGAGUCUCUCAAAGGUGCCCGGGUGUUGGUCACAGGGGCCAGUUCUGGUAUUGGUGAACAAAUGGCAUAUCAUUAUGCCCGCUUUGGAGCCCAGAUUGUUAUCACAGCGAGAAGGGAGAAGGUUUUGCAGCAGGUUACGGAGAAGUGUCUGAGUCUGGGAGCCCAGAAAGCUCUUUAUGUACCAGCAGACAUGUCGAAUGAGUCUGACCCGGAAAAAGUGGUGGAUUUUGCUCUGGAGAAACUGGGAGGCCUGGACUACCUGGUUCUCAACCACAUCGGCGCAACUCGCUUUGCCAUGUGGGAUGGAGACGUGGACCACGUCAAGUGGCUCAUGAAGCCCAAUUUCUUUAGCUACAUACAGAUGGCCUGGAGAGCCUUGCCCUCACUGGAGCAAAGUAAAGGGUCUAUGAUAAUAGUGUCAUCAAUGGCAGGGAAAUUGAGCAAUCCCUUUACGGCGCCGUACACUGCAACAAAAUCUGCCUUGAACGGAUUCUUUGGGUCCCUCAGCCAUGAACUCGCCAUGAAGGAAAGCAACGUGUCCGUCUCUAUUUGCUCGCUGGGACUUAUUGAUACUGACACAGCGAUGAAUGCAGUCAGGGGAAUCAUUACGACACCUGCCUACCCUGCGUCAGAAGCUGCGCUGAAUAUCAUCAUAACAGGAGCGACGAGGCAGCUGGAGCUUUACUACCCCUGGUACACAUAUGUCAUGACCCUCACCAAAGACUGGUUUCCCUCUCUAACAAACCAUCUCAUCCGGAACGCCAUGAACUACAAUCCAUAGAAAGCAUGUUGAGAGUGAUUUAUUUUUUCAUUGUUGUAAGUUUAUGAUGCACGGUUGCCCCACAUCAAAAAUAACUCUGAUCAUAUUUGUUUCUGAAAUCCACUUAAAUGUCUCUAAAAUUUAUGUUUCAAAGGCAAAUGCACCUCUUUUUGUGUCAAAACCCUGUUUUCAGACUGUUUAUCAGCUUAAAAUCACAUGCGGCUAUGGCUGCAGACUUUUUAAAAGCAGUCUUGUUGCGUCUUUGCACAUUGUUUCAACGUUAUGAUAGGUAAGAAAAAUACAGUUUGGUUUGUAACAAAAGAAAAAAAUUAUAUAAGCAAAACAGGAAAUGGAGUUUUGGAGAUACAGUAUAUGUGAGUUUCUGUGUAAUGUAUAGAUGGGAACCCCUUAGGCUCACAUGGCAAGAAACUCAGAUGAUAUACGGCAACAAAGGAAACUAAAUUAACAUCAGCUUUGGUUUUGAUGCAUAAAUCCAUUUUAUUAAGUAUUACCAUGUCAGAAUAACAGCGUUUAAACUAUUGUUUGGCUGCCUCACAUGACUUUGACAGCUCAUACACACGUUUAGAAAAUAAAUGUGUGUGUGUCAUGACCCUCACACACACACACACACACACACACACACACACACACACGCCACUGUGCGUUGUUGUUUUUUAUUCAUUUACUCAAACCCUGAAACGUCACCAAAAAUGGCUAAAUCUUAAAAGCAGGAAACAAAUUUAGAAAUCCAUGACAGUAAAUAGCACUUUGGCAAAUGAAGGCAAUUUCGAUUAGUUUUCUUCAUCUGUCCUAAAGCUUUCACUGCUUUUAGAGAAAGCAGUGCCUUUGAAUUCACCCUGUUCUAAAGGUCACCUACGUCAGUGCUCAAAAAUUAUCAAGACGAUUGCCAGAUCAUUUUCCGUUGGUCCUUCAUAUCACUAUACAUACAUAUAUGUAAAACUCAAAAUUCUUUCAUAGCGGAAAGCCCUACUUUUAUAAGUUUUUAAAUGUUUUUUUAUUAUAUAAAACGAUCAUUCAGGGUGGUCUAUUUCAUGUAAAGCAAUCAGAUUUUCAUUUGUUGUGUAGAUAUCAUGUAGAUCUUAAUUUGAGUGUUUUUUACGCAAUGCUCCCAAACACUAAUUUAAUCAAGUCUGAUGAAAAUGCUUUUGGCCGGAUGCAUGUGUUCCUUGUACGUCCACAUGAGGGCAGUAGUGCCUAAGUCGUGAAGCAGCAACAAUGAACCUCAGCAGCUAGUUUCCAGGUACAACACCAUCAUGCAUUUCAGGGGGUGAGGUAAACAACUAAUUUAUAGUUUGACAAUAUCAAACAAUCAAUGUUUAAUGUUCUACGUUUUUCUUUUUACAAUCCGAACGACUAGACCAGCCAGUAUUCUGUUUUCUGCGCGUCACAUCCGUUAUUUCCAUUCUUCUCUGUGUUCUUUAGUGGUGUCCUCUCAAACUUAGCCAUACUAACAGCUUCAGACUCCUCACAGAGCGGGACCUUCUCUCUGGGUUCCUUUGUGCCUUUGUUCGCCAACCCCAAAGGCACCACAGGCUCCCUGUGAAGCUCAAUCCAUCCCGGUGGUCUACCCCUUUUGUAGCGCACUCUAAAAGCUGCUCCCCACUGUUAAAGCAGUUUUCUACUGUUUGUCAAGACUGAGCUGUCCUUGUCAUAAAAAAAAAAAAAAAAACUAGUGCAGUUGAAAAGGCAUUUUCCCUUGAACACAUAUAGAUGAGAUUCUAGAGGAAAUGAAGUGAGUUGCUCCUCUCAGUUUCCUGACUUCUGACUGAUACAACGAUGGAGGGAAGUAAUUGAAACACAUGUCCUCUUUGUCCUUAUCUCGACACUUAAGAUAAUUGUAAGAAUGAUAGAAACCCCGCCAUAGGCACCGCAGAAAGGAAGAAAGUCCUCCUUCUGUUCUGCCUCCUUCUUCGCCAUCCAUUGUUAAACAUGCGCAAAAUGCCUGGGCCUCCUGGAGAGGACAGCAGGCAUGGCCUGGGAGCACAGCCAGAAACACCUGCAACAGAUUAGAGCUACUAAUGCUUGGUAAUAAAUCCUCUCACCCUUCUAGAGCAUCUCUUUCUAACCCCUCCAACACUCACUGGAACUAUGCAAACUGUGACACAUCAAUGCAGUACAUUGCGAGUACUUUAUGGAGGUUUUCCCCUGGAUGUGGCCUUUUGGUCAAGAUCAGACCGUUUAGCAGUGACUGCGUACAGCCAAAGACAGGAGCAAAGCGAAGAUGGCUGACUUCCUGUGAAACUUGACAGAGGAUAGACAGAUCUUCCCUUUCUGAGUUCAAGAAGACCAUAUUUCCAAGCUCCACGACAUCAUUUAGGGAAGACUUUGAAAUGUCCAGUGGCAAUCAACUUAAAUCCAGCUAAAAUAGUUUGUAUUCCUGUAUUAGGGUCGUGGUGAUGCUGCAUGCCCCUUGACUAUCGACAGUCUUUACACACAAUUCUGUUGUUUUCCCUACUACUUUGAGCACAAAUGGCAUUUCUCCACAAAUCCCCGUCUAACUUUAAUCCGUGGUGUACUGUGGACUCUGCUGAAAGAGCACACUUAUACCAUAUAGUGUAUGUUUACCGGCUGGAAUGCAUGAUUUGUGGUUGCUAAUCGUAGCCUUCCAGUGAUCAGUUGUUAGAAAAGGGAGUCAGGGAAAUCAUUUAAUCAAAUGGAGUGCACCUUUAAAUUUGAUCUGUUUUGAUUUUGUGCAGAUUUUCUCCUGUUGCUUCAUAAAUUGCCUUAUUUGAUCUCCAAAAACACAUGCAAACAAUCCAAACUAUGACACAAUGACAAGUUGAUGCAGUUGAUCGAACAGGACUCAAGCACCACUUGAACAAAGAUUGAUUGUGUUUGAAGCUGGGUUAGGUCCCAGGUUCAGUUUGGAUCAAAGGAACAAUAUAGGCUGAGUUCUUAUACUUGUCAAAUAAACUUUUUUAUAUGCC
Fundulus heteroclitus (mummichog) is the source of this 3910-nucleotide messenger RNA. RefSeq names its product hydroxysteroid 11-beta-dehydrogenase 1-like protein. Gene Ontology annotation, cellular component: intracellular membrane-bounded organelle. Gene Ontology annotation, molecular function: oxidoreductase activity. The record is from RefSeq and is a predicted model, not a curated record. The coding region runs from base 120 to 983 and encodes 287 amino acids. The transcript has 6 exons. NCBI's taxonomy places the organism in Eukaryota, Metazoa, Chordata, Actinopteri, Cyprinodontiformes, Fundulidae.